Messenger RNA from Wasmannia auropunctata (little fire ant), 2023 nucleotides. RefSeq lists its product as uncharacterized. Bases 703 to 1581 code for a protein of 292 amino acids. Lineage: Eukaryota; Metazoa; Arthropoda; Insecta; Hymenoptera; Formicidae. The transcript is spliced from 5 exons. The record is from RefSeq and is a predicted model, not a curated record.
CAGCUCAAUUUUCAAAUAGAAGAAAUAGAUUUACGCAAAAAUAAUUACGUUUCCCUUCAUUAAAAUUUAUUGCACAUUUCAUUUAUUAGAUGUAAUACGCAGAUAAGAUGCACACAUAUUUCUUAACAUUACAUUGUCCUUCAAAUUAAAUGAAUUCUUUGAGAAUGUGCCAAAAUAAUGAUAAUGACAUAGUUUCUGUUACUUUUGACUCUCUAUUCUCGGCUAUUGUCUCGACUUUUCAAAGUGAUCUAUUCAUUAAAUUACGAUGUUGAAUAGUGCCGAAAUUAGGCCCCAGCUUUGCCUCGAGCGAUUACAUCAUGAACGUUUUAUCGUCUGAUACCUCCGGGAUAUCUUACACAAUCGUUUUCGGCUUUUAACCCACGCUGAAGUUUCGUGAGUAUAAAAUAAAGAAAAAGGAGCGGAAUAAUUUAUUCGAAUGAUCGGCCGGUGAAAGAGGACGAAAGAUUGCGACUGGUGUGGCGCGAUUGCGAUAAGUAGAAAGCACCUUCUUCGUCCGAGGAAACCAGCGCGAAUCUGCAGAUCCUUAAGCCGGAUUGGUCGACGAUUCGUGUGGGAUCUCGCAGCAGCCCUUAUAGAUCGACGAAGCGGAUCCACGAUCCAAUCGUACCUGUGUCGACCUGUCUUGAAACUCGCAGGAGUCUGCCAUAAGCACGCGAUCUACGCUCGAGAAGUGUCGGAAGGAUGUUUUGGUGCUGCGGAUUUCUAAGCUUUCUUCUUCUACUAGGCGAAACGUAUGGCGCCAUUUCGAAGAGCAGAGUACGACGUCAAGAUGCGCAAAGUGGUCAGCUGAUAGACAACAUUUUUAAUAUUCCGAUCACAGCGCUCAGACAAACCGCCUCCGCUGCCCAAAUUAUUUCGCCAGAGAACAUGCAGACGAUAGACAGUAUUUUAAAGAUUCCUGUCUCAACUUUAGAAGCUGUCGGCGCACUUGUAAAAACUACAAGAGAGCAGAGGCAACGAAUUCCGGAAAAUAUUCAAGCUCGUCAAGACAGAAGAGAACGGAUCUUGGCUCUAAAGGAGCAGAAAAGAAAGCGAAAAGAGGAAAUACAAAAUCAGCGGCUGGAGCAACUGAAGAGACCUGUCAGGCAAUACAAGGAUCCGCUUGGAUUAAACGCGUUGAGCGAUCUCCUGGUUGGACACCGUGCUGGCGGACUUUUCGGGCAUCAUUCCGGAUUGGGUGGCAUCCACGGGCUUCACGGAAACCGUAAGAUUGGUCAUCACGGUCAUGGAAUUCAUCAUGGAAUUCAUGGUGGACAUCGUCCGCAACAUACCUACGAGGUCCACGAAGAUGUUAACGAAGACACAUCUUUCUCCUGGCACGGUCUGACCGCUGGAUUUGGCAGUUUUACUGGAACCCGACCUUCUAGCACUUCUAUCAAAAUCGAGAAUAAAGUCGCUCCUAAGGAGAAGAGACAGAAAAUCUCCAAGUAUCCAAGCGACAACGUGAAUUUGCAAAAUAAGAUCGUAAAGAUUAGAAAUAAACCGAUACGCAAAUAUGAUGACCCGCCAUUGGAAAAUAAAAUCGCUCCGAGAAACGGAAGAAUAGUAUUUGUGCAAUAGUGAUGUAAAUACGCGAUAACAAAACAACGUGAGAUGUAACCUUUAUUCUUGGUUUCAAGUAUUCGUUAAUUAAUUUUAUCACACUACAUAUUUCAUUUUUUUUUAAUUCUUAUCCUGAGUGUAAGAGACUCUAAAAAGACGUACUUUAUUAUAAAUCUAUUAAAUUAAUAUAGAAAAUAUUUUAUAUAGUUAAAAUAAUAUGUAAUAUAUAUACACAUAUAAUUACUAAUGUAACAUGGUGCAAAUAUAAGUAAUUGUCUUUUCAAGCUUGAAACAUUAUGAUUUAUGUGUACAUUAUAACCAUAAAUUUUUAUUUUCAACUUUAGAAUCUUUACACUUUUUUAUUUUAUCUAAAUCAAUAAACUCUAAAACGUGCUUGUAACUAAUUUUUUAUAGAAAAAAAUAAAUUUUUCGAUGAUAUUCAGUGUGUUCACUGAUAAAA